CCACAUACACGCACACGUAAACACACAAUUUGACACUGAAACGAAUGAUUUUCAUCUCUCCCUUUCUCUCUCUUUCUCUCUCUCUCUCUCUCUUUCUCGACUUUUUUCCCUCAUUUCUAUUGCUUUGCAAAAGGCAACCCAUGUGUGAGGCCUGAAACAUCGCUACGCGAACGAUUGUAUUGUGCAGGCUGACUGAAUUGGCAUUUUUUUCUCUCUCAAUUGUGAUUUUGCUCAUUUUUCUCUGUGAGUGGCAUGAGUGACAGUUUUUGUGGACAUUUUUUGUUUCACCAAUUUCACAAGCGAUUCGAAUUUAAAAAAGUUGAUUCGCGUGGUACUACAAUUGAAUUUGGGUUCCGCCAUUAGUUCACUUUUUCUCUCUCUCUCUCUCAGUGUGUGUAUGAGUGGUGACCGAAAGUUGAUUUAGUUGUUGUAUUUAUUCACUUGAUGUGAAUUUCUCUUACAAAAAGGUCAUCAUCAUCAUCAUUCAAUAAUUUUUUGACAUACACUUGAAUAAAAGUCGCAUUUGUGAUAAAUUAAACAUCGAAUAUGUCGACGGCAAAGUGUGCAAGUCUACUGAAGCAGGAAUUUCCAUCAAUUGAUGACGAAAUGAAACAGUAUAUUGAAGGUGUACUGGACAGUGGCAUGGACGAUUUUGAAUCGAGUGAUGACUUGUACGAAGCUAUUGGUGCAAUUUUACAUGAAGUUUCCAUUGAAAAAUCCGAAAAUGAUAUCCGGGAUUUAUGCGAACAGCUGCUGUGCUUGAUGAAACCGAAAGACCAGAAAAAAAGUGGCGUACAAAAAGUUCUCGAUGCACCGAUUAAUCUUGCUCAGAUGGCUGCCAAUGCUGAAAACAAUGCCGAUGUGUCCAGUAUUUGGGUCAUCAAUCGUGAUGAUAAUCUCAAAGUCGAUUCAAAGAAACUGGAAAAAGCCGAACAAAAAUUACAACAAAAGUUAGAAAAACGUGCUGAAGUGCCGAAAGGGCCAUCGGCACCAAUUCAACUGCAACAAGCGACCGCAUCACAGGUCAUCAACAAAAAAGAUAGCCAAAUGGAUGCCAAAGGCACCAAUCGUUCCAUGGACAUUCGAAUCGAAAACUUUGACGUUUCCUUUGGUAAUAAAGUGUUGCUACAGAAUGCGGAUCUAUUGCUGGCAAGUGGUCGACGAUACGGUUUGGUGGGGAGAAAUGGUCUUGGCAAAACCACAUUGCUGCGAAUGAUUUCGGAGAAACAAUUACAAAUUCCAUCACAUAUCUCGAUAUUGCACGUUGAACAAGAAGUCAUUGGCGAUGACACCACCGCUUUGGCCAGUGUACUCGAGUGUGACUUUGUGCGAGCACGAUUAUUGGCCGAAGAGAAAGAAAUCAAUAGUCAAAUCAAUGCCGGCGCUGCAGAUCCUGAACUCAAUAAGAAACUGACGGAAGUGUAUGCUGCUUUGGAAAAUAUCGAUGCGGACAAGGCACCAGCACGGGCAUCGGUCAUUUUAAAUGGUUUGGGCUUCAACAAAGAUAUGCAAGCACGUGCCACGAAAACCUUUUCGGGCGGAUGGAGAAUGCGUCUCGCCUUAGCUAGAGCGCUAUUCUCACGGCCUGACCUUCUGUUGCUUGAUGAACCGACCAACAUGUUGGACAUAAAAGCAAUCAUUUGGUUAGAAAAUUAUCUGCAAAAUUGGCCAACAACGCUGCUGGUUGUUUCUCACGAUCGUAACUUCUUGGACACCGUACCAACCGACAUUCUUCACUUGCAUACGCAACGUAUCGAUGUAUACCGUGGCAAUUAUGAGCAAUUCGACAAAACACGAACCGAAAAAAUGAAAUCACAACGCCGUGAAUAUGAAGCUCAAUUGGCGCAUCGGCAACACGUGCAAGAAUUCAUCGAUCGCUUCCGUUACAAUGCCAAUCGAGCGGCUAGCGUUCAGUCGAAGAUUAAAAUGCUAGAGAAAUUACCGGAAUUGAAGCCCGUGGAAAAAGAAGUCGAGGUGGUAUUGAAAUUCCCCGAAGUUGAGCCACUAAAUCCGCCUGUGCUGACGCUCAACGAGAUUGCAUUUAAAUACAACAAGGACAAAGUGAUUUUCACGUGUGUGAAUUUAAGUGCCAAUUUGGAUUCGCGAAUCUGUAUUGUGGGUGAGAAUGGAGCGGGUAAAACGACACUGUUAAAAAUUGUCAUGGGCAUUUUGUCGCCAACAAGUGGAACGAUAUCACAGCAUCGUGGUUUGAAAGUGGGCUAUUUUGCGCAACAUCACGUCGAUCAAUUGAAUAUGAAUACGACGUGUGUUGGUUUGUUACAAGAGGCCUUCCCUGGUCGGCCCGUUGAAGAAUAUCGUCGUCAACUCGGUGGUUUUGGAAUAUCCGGUGAUUUGGCACUGCAACUGGUCGCCAGUUUGUCGGGAGGGCAAAAAUCCCGUGUUACACUCGCCAAAAUGUGCAUGGCACGACCAAAUUUCCUCAUUCUCGAUGAACCGACCAAUCAUUUGGACAUCGAAACAAUUGCGGCACUGGGCAAAGCUCUGACCACAUUCCAAGGUGGCUUGAUUCUCGUUUCUCACGAUGAACGACUCAUUCGUGUCGUAUGCAAAGAGCUGUGGGUGUGUGGCAACGGUACGGUGACCAAUAUUGAAGGCGGCAUCGAUUGUUAUAAACAAAUCAUUUUGGACGAACUCAGCGAAGCCAGCAAAUAAAACACAAAACAAAUACCACAACCUACCUGUUUUAUAUUUGAUUUAAUAUUUCAAUAAAUUUUCGUUGAACAAUUAUUUAAAACAGAAAAA
Sitodiplosis mosellana (orange wheat blossom midge) is the source of this 2763-nucleotide messenger RNA. RefSeq names its product ATP-binding cassette sub-family F member 3. NCBI's taxonomy places the organism in Eukaryota, Metazoa, Arthropoda, Insecta, Diptera, Cecidomyiidae. The record is from RefSeq and is a predicted model, not a curated record. The transcript is spliced from 7 exons. Bases 547 to 2673 code for a protein of 708 amino acids. Gene Ontology annotation, molecular function: ATP hydrolysis activity; ATP binding.